AUGGCAGGGCGAGGCAGAAGUGCUGGACGCGGCGGCAGUGCCGGGUGGCGACGCGAGUCCCACUCGGGCAAGAAAAACCUGACGGAGGCUGAGCUGCUGGAAGGUCUGUCGCUUAACGCCGAAAUUUCGGGAGAGGCUUUGGUUGAGCCAGCCGAGGCGAAGGCGGGUGUGAUCCGCGCGGCUACCAUGAAGCCGGGCGCCUCGGUGCUGGAACGAGUGUAUGCUGUUCAUAGCGCGUUGGAAUACUACCUGGCGGAGAACACGAAUGUGGCGCGGCUGUACCGCGACGCCGACGACGAAUGA
Molecule: messenger RNA, 303 nt
Organism: Ectocarpus siliculosus
Lineage: Eukaryota; Phaeophyceae; Ectocarpales; Ectocarpaceae
Source: the annotation of a GenBank genome assembly